This is a messenger RNA of Xenopus laevis (African clawed frog), 5110 nucleotides long. RefSeq names its product cut like homeobox 2 L homeolog (gene cux2.L). Gene Ontology annotation, molecular function: DNA-binding transcription factor activity, RNA polymerase II-specific; RNA polymerase II transcription regulatory region sequence-specific DNA binding; DNA binding. Gene Ontology annotation, cellular component: nucleus. The record is from RefSeq and is a predicted model, not a curated record. NCBI's taxonomy places the organism in Eukaryota, Metazoa, Chordata, Amphibia, Anura, Pipidae. The transcript has 22 exons. Gene Ontology annotation, biological process: regulation of transcription by RNA polymerase II; regulation of DNA-templated transcription. The coding region runs from base 354 to 4847 and encodes 1497 amino acids.
GGGGAGACUUUAUUAUCACACAGCAUCUCCAGCCUCACAUGUUAAUUGAAUCGCACACCCCCUCCUACUCUCCCAGGGUGUAUCGAUCCGCACGGUUACGUUCCAGCAGCAAGUUCAGUGCAAAUCAGUCCCGGGGUGACCCGGAGACCCGAGGAGGAGAAUGUUGCUGAGGCUGCUGCACUUUGGGGGAAUUAGGAACCCUGCUCUCUGCUGACCGGGUGGGUUUCAGUCGGUGAAUUAGUGGGAGAAGAGGAAGAGAAGAAGAGGCUGCUCCAGCCUGGAGAUCCUGUGUGAGGAGGAAAAGAAGAACAGUAUCCCAACACACACACACUUUGCCUCCAGUAUCCCCCAAGAUGGCCACCAAUGUGGGAUCAAUGAUUCAAUAUUGGAAGCGGUUUGAUCUGCGGCGGCUGCAGAAAGAGCUGAACUCCCUGGCGUCGGAGCUGGCUGCACGGCAGGAAGAGAGCGAACAUUCCCACAAGCAGCUUAUUGAACUCAGCCGUGAGUUUAAGAAAAAUGUCCCAGAGGAAAUUAGAGAAAUGGUAACUCCUGUCCUGAAGAGCUUUCAAGCAGAGGUUGUUGCUCUUAGUAAAAGAAGCAAAGAAGCAGAAGCAGCCUUCCUGAGUGUAUACAAGCAAUUAAUUGAAGCACCGGAUCCUGCUCCUCUGCUGGAAGCGGCUCGUGGCUUAGAGGACCGGUUGCAACAACUUCAUCGCAUCGAUCCUGAGAAUAAAGCUGUAAAAGAAAUCAGUCGCCACUGGAAAAAGUAUUCUGACUUCCUCUCUGCUGCUAAAGAGCGGAAAGAGGGAACCGUUCCAGCAGGGAUCCCGCUGCAGAGGGAGGAAGCCUGGCACUGUACCAUUAACAGCAAACUCUUUUCCACGGACACCUUUCAACAGAGAAGCGAGGCAGAAAGCGAAAAAGGCUUACAGGAAGCACAAAUCACAUUGGCUGUCAGACUUGGUGAAGCCGAGGAGAAGAUUAAGGUUCUUCAUUCAGCGCUGAAGACAACACAGAGAGAGCUGCUUGACCUGCGGUGUCAAUAUGAUAAAGAGACAGCGUCUAAGACAGAUGAAGUGGGCAUGAUAAUGACCAAUCUUGAAAAAGCCAAUCAGAGAGCAGAAGCUGCUCAGAGGGAGGUUGAGAGUCUCAGGGAGCAAUUAUCAUCUGUAAAUAAUUCCAUUAGACUGACCUGUUGUUCUCCGCAAGCAUCCAGUGGGGACAAGAACAGCUUCUCCUUGUGUUCAGAAUCUCGCUUAGAAGCAGCAUUGGCUGUCAAGGACAGAGAAAUUCUCAGACUCCUAAAAGACAUUCAGCACCUCCAGAACUCUAUUCAAGAGCUGGAAGAGUCCUCUGCCAACCAGAUUGCAGAACUCGAACAACAGCUUGCCAUUAAAACAGAAGCCAUAGAGAAGCUGGAAGAGAAGUUACGGCAUCAGUCGGAUUAUGAAGAAAUUAAAACUGAACUAAGCAUAUUGAAAGCAAUGAAGUCAGCCUCUGCAAAUUGCACCAUUUCCCAGGAAACUUCCAUGCCAGAGGAUUCCUUGUUGAUAGCAAAGGAAGCAUUUUUCCCAUCUCAGAGUUAUGUAUUAGAGAAGCAGAGCACUCUACCCAGCAAUGAGGAGGAUCACUCAGAAGAUGACUCUAUGAAACAGAGCCUUGGAGCAGAGAGACCCUAUUCCACUUCCCCCCGGACAUCAUUCCAAACAAGCGAUGAAGCUGUAACACCAAGCUCUUCUCAGUGCCUGCAGGAAUCAGCUGCUCAUGUUGGACUAAGAACUAUCUCCUCUACCUUCCCCAAAACUAGUGAGCAGCUGCCCGGAGAGGCAUCUUUAAAGAAGCAAAUGAUGUCACCGGUGGUCAAGAGUGAAAAUAACACUUUGCUUUCAUUCCCAUCUUCAUUCUACUCAGUAAAGUCCACUUUGCUGCCAAACCACCAUUCAGCCACUGUUAAUAAUGACUCAAGCCCACUCAGUGAUCAGUCAGAGGUCAGCAAUUCCAGCUCAGCAGACGAGGAACAUAUAGAAACAUCUGAAAUUGCAUUCCAAGUUAAAGAGCAGCUGCUAAAACAUAAUAUUGGACAACGUGUUUUUGGACAUUAUGUCCUGGGCCUCUCUCAGGGUUCAGUGAGCGAAAUCCUGGCCCGACCCAAACCUUGGAGGAAGCUAACUGUUAAAGGGAAGGAACCUUUUAUUAAAAUGAAGCAGUUUUUGUCUGAUGAACAGAAUGUCCUUGCACUAAGAACCAUUCAGGUGCGACAAAGAGGAAGCAUUACACCAAGAAUUAGAACUCCAGAAACAGGUUCAGACGAUGCCAUAAAAAAUAUCCUGGAACAGGCAAAAAAGGAGAUUCAGUCACAAAAAGGAGGUGACACAAAAGGCUCAAAUGCCCCUUUAUCAUCAUCUUCCAGCACCACCAACAGUUCAGAGGAUGCCAUUAAGAGUAUCUUGGAGCAGGCACGAAGGGAAAUGCAGGCUCAGCAGCAGGUGCUGUUAGAAAUUGAGUCAGGCAACAGCCAUAGGUCUAUAAACACCCCACCAGCAGAACGACCCAUCCUUACACCGUCAACACAUAAUGCUGCUCGCAUCCAUAUUAAACAGGAAGAGGGUACAUUUGUUACCAGCUCCACCUCCCUCCAGACCCCGCUAAGUGUGCUGUCUCCUGCGGCUUUUGUGCAGAGCAUAAUACGCAAAGUGAAAACCGAGAUUGGUGAUGCAGGAUCAUACUUUGACCAGCACUGGGCAACAGAAAGAAACCUCUUGAGUCGCCCCUUGAUGUCAGUUUCCCCUUCGCUGUCAUCAUCAUCUUCCAGUUACUCAGGUAUGGUCAAUGGCAGACCAUGGAGACGACCAGAUAACUGUGAGACUGCUCCCAGUGAGGAAGAAAUAACAAAGGCUGAUGACGCUCACAAGGCGGUGGAGGUGAAAACGGAAGCUGGAAGCCUUGACCAACAGAACAUAAAUCGUCUUUCUUAUUAUCCUUCCUACGUACCAAGGAAUCUCAAGCCCACAGUGCCGCCUCUGACUCCAGAACAGUAUGAGAUGUACAUGUACAGGGAAGUCGAUACACUGGACCUUACUAGGCAGGUCAAGGAAAAGUUGGCAAAAAAUGGCAUCUGCCAAAGAAUCUUUGGAGAAAAGGUUCUUGGAUUAUCUCAAGGCAGCGUGAGUGAUAUGUUAUCCAGGCCCAAACCCUGGAGCAAACUCACCCAAAAGGGUCGUGAACCGUUCAUUCGCAUGCAGCUCUGGCUAACUGAUCAACUGGGCCAAGGAAUUAUUCAGCAGCCAGCCCUCUCUCAAGGCACUUUAAGUCCCUCUGAGAACCCAUCAUCUCCAUCACCAUCUCCAAGCCCACCAGAACAAGGGAAGAGCCCUCUGCUCAGCUUAAGCCUGGAGAGCACUAAAGAAAACCUACAGCCAGAGAGCAGACCUGCUUCCUCACUUAGUGGGAGAAUCUUUUCAAAUCACCAGGCUUCAGGCAUCCAGGAAAUGGUGGCCAUGUCUCCUGAGCUAGACACCUACUCCAUCACCAAGAAAGUUAAAGAGGUGCUGACGGACAAUAACUUAGGUCAGAGAUUAUUUGGAGAGAGCAUCUUGGGCCUUACUCAGGGUUCAGUAUCAGACCUUUUGUCCAGGCCCAAACCAUGGCACAAGCUGAGCCUGAAGGGCCGAGAGCCAUUUGUACGGAUGCAGUUAUGGCUGAGUGAUCCUCAUAACAUUGAAAGGCUCAGAGACAUGAAGAAAAUGGAGAAGAAAGCUUACCUAAAGCGUAGAUAUGGCCUUAUCAGCGGAGGUUCGGACAGCGAAUCUUCUAACACUAAAACAGAGUGUGCGAGUCCGAGCCCCCAACCCCAAGAAUACAGUCACCUGCAGAUGAAAAAGCCCAGGGUGGUACUGGGGUUAGAAGAAAAAGAAGCGCUAAAGAAUGCUUAUCAGCUGGAGCCUUACCCAUCACAGCAAACUAUCGAGCUGCUCUCAUUUCAACUCAACCUCAAGACAAACACAGUCAUUAACUGGUUUCAUAACUACAGAUCACGCAUGCGCAGGGAGGUCCUGAUAGGUCAGCAGGACAAUGACACAGAUCAAGAGCCAAGCAGCUGUGAUAGCUUCACAUCUGUACGUACCUUACACAGGGAUCCAGCUCUGCACAUCCCCACCUCUGAAAAUGUCGACAAGAAACCGGUUUGUGACAUGGACCACCUAAUGCACAAUGCUGGUUACACCAGGGAGAGAGGGGCUACAAGGGAAAUUAAGAAAGAGAACAUAGAAGAAGGAGAAGAAGAAGAAAAAGACGACGCUUCCAAACGUGAUUCUUGCAGCUCUGAACACACAUUGUGUUGUGAAACUGAUCCUAGCAGAAUACAUAGAGAAGAUGAAAUUGCCCCACACUGUGACGACCUUCAGAGACCACAUUAUCUAAGAAGAAGCAGUUCUUUUUAUGAUAAAUUGCGUCCAUCUAGUGCGCAUGACUGUUCUUCUCACAAGGAAAUUACAAACACAGAACGGCCACAGACUGACCCAAUUAGCUUUAAGUCAACAGCAGAAUGUUCGCGAAGCAGCCUGGAGGUGUCUCUAAAUUCUCCUUCAGCUGCCUCUUCCCCUGGCCUAAUGAUGUCUGUUUCCCCGGUCCCUACAUGUUCUGCACCCAUAUCCCCAUCCCUGCCUAGCACUGUGUCAGUAAAACUUCAUAAACUGGACCCUGCCAAUGACAAUGCCCCAUUACACCUAUCCACAAAACAUAGUCCCAACAACCAGAGGAGAAAUGAGAAAAUGGCCAAUUUAAAUAACAUCAUUCACCGGCUUGAGAGAGCAGCGAAUAAGGAGGAGACCCUGGAAUGGGAAUUUUGAAGAAAAAAACAAAACGCAGUAUCUUUUUGUAACAAACUGGAACCGAGUUAAGCGGAGAGUUUGCAGAGAACCUAUAUGGGAUCAUUUAUAUUUUAUGGUUCUUGUUUUGUGAAGUAGAAGCUUAUGAGAACAGGAGUUUAGAAAAACAAACUGCUUCCAAAAUUCCAUGGAAUGAAAAAAAAAAUAUUGACUUUGUUUUCAUGUUAAAAAGUAAUUCUUUUAGAAGGAAAGAUAUUUAUAAACAUUUUAGAUAUUUUAUUAAA